Molecule: messenger RNA, 2276 nt
Organism: Acanthopagrus latus (yellowfin seabream)
Lineage: Eukaryota; Metazoa; Chordata; Actinopteri; Spariformes; Sparidae
Gene: ddx52
Product: DEAD (Asp-Glu-Ala-Asp) box polypeptide 52
Exons: 15
Coding region: 74-2149 (691 amino acids)
Biological process (GO): maturation of SSU-rRNA
Cellular component (GO): 90S preribosome
Molecular function (GO): nucleic acid binding; RNA helicase activity; ATP binding
Source: RefSeq, a predicted model, not a curated record
AGUAACUGGUGGUGGAUGAUCCGGAUGUUGAUUAGUGAUGCCUGGCUCUGGAUAGAACCACGCUGCUGCCGGAAUGGACGCCUUCGACUUGUUUCGGAAACUCGGAGCUGGAGCUAAAUUUGACUUAAAGAGGUUUGGUCAGGACGCCGCUCGGUUUAAGGUUGUCAGGUCUCAGGGAUCUGACGCGUCCUCAGAUCCCCUAUCUGCGAUCGAUUUCUUUGGCACAGGAUCAACCAAUGGAUCCCAGAGCAGCUCUAAAGUAACCGAGGAGGAGGAUGGUGAUGGAGAGGAGUAUGAGGAGGGGGGUGAAAGUGAAGACUCUGGUGCAGGAGGCAAAAGGAAGCACAAGGAUGAGGAGGGAGAUGCGAAGAGGAAAAAGAAAAAGACCAAAAGAAAACAGAUGGAGGUGGAAGCUGGUAGCGGACUACUGAAAGACACAGAGGGAAGCGGCAUCACAUGGACGUCCUCGUUGGACAGAAAGAUCCAGAGCCUGCCUGGGGACGGGAAGGAGAAAUCCUCUCUGAAGAGGCUGAAGCAUCUUCAUCAAGAAAAGGUGAAUCGCAUUCGUUCUCAACACCGGAUAAACGUGCACGGCUCCGACAUACCCGACCCCGUGUGCACAUUUGAGGAGCUGCAGUCUGAGUAUCGCCUCAACCCGCGUGUCAUCCAGAACCUCAGAGACGCUGGGCUGAACUCCCCGACGCCAGUGCAGAUGCAGGCGAUACCGCUCAUGAUGCAUGGUCGGGAGCUGCUGGCCUGUGCACCCACAGGAUCGGGGAAGACUUUGGCUUUCUGCCUCCCGCUGCUCGCCCACCUGCAGCAGCCGGCCAACCUUGGCUUCAGAGCGGUGAUCAUCUCCCCGACCAGAGAGCUGGCCAGCCAGACCUACAGAGAGCUGCUCCGGCUGUCAGAGGGAGUAGGAUUUAGAGUUCACAUCAUCGACAAAGCCUCCCUGGCAGCCAAGAAAUACGGACCGCAGUCGAGCAAAAAAUAUGACAUACUUGUCAGUACACCAAACAGACUCAUCUUCCUCCUCAAUCAGGAUCCUCCAGCUCUCGACCUCAGCAGUGUGGAGUGGCUGGUCGUCGAUGAGUCCGACAAGCUGUUCGAGGGCGGUAAGACGGGCUUCAGGGAGCAGCUCGCCACAGUUUUUCUGGCCUGCUCCGGUUCAAAGGUGCGCAGGGCUUUCUUCAGUGCCACCUGCACGUCGGAUGUCGAGCAGUGGUGCCGCCUGAACCUUGACAACCUGGUGUCUGUCAACAUCGGACACAGAAAUACAGCGGUGGAGACAGUGGAGCAGGAGCUGCUGUUUGUUGGGACGGAGAACGGAAAACUGGUGGCCAUGAGGGACAUCAUCAAAAAAGGAUUCCUGCCCCCCAUGCUGGUGUUUGUGCAGUCUAUAGAUCGAGCGCGGGAGCUUUUCCAUGAGCUGGUGUAUGAAGGCAUCAAUGUAGACGUGAUCCACGCGGACCGCACACAGCAGCAGAGGGACAACGUGGUCAACAGUUUUCGCUCUGGUAAGAUUUGGGUAUUGAUCUGCACGGCUCUGCUCGCCAGAGGAAUCGACUUCAAAGGGGUCAACCUCGUGCUGAACUACGACUUCCCAACCAGCUCCGUGGAGUACAUCCACCGAAUCGGUCGCACUGGCAGAGCUGGACAUCAGGGGAAGGCCAUCACCUUCUUCACAGAAAAUGACAAACCACUGCUGCGCAGCAUCGCCAAUGUCAUUAAACAAGCUGGCUGUCCUGUACCCGACUACAUGAUUGGCUUCAAGAAGAUACACAGCAAAGUGAAGCGGAGGCUUGAGAAGAGACCUCCCAAACGAAGCACCAUUUGCACAACUCCUCGCUUCUUAAUGAAGAAGAAAGGAAACGCACCAAACAGAGGACAGAAAGGAGAGAAGCAGGCAGCGAGUGGAGAGCAGAAUGGAUCGGAAAAAGCAGUGAAGCAGCAGAAAGGAGAGAAGAGCACAAAAGGACAGGGGCUGAAGAAAAGAAGUAAAUCACAAAAAGGAGGAGGAACAGAAAAACACAAGAAGGCGUCUCAGAAGACAGGAGCAAAUUCCUCUGGAGCCAAGUUCAAAAAGAAAAAAGGUGAAGAAAAACAAGCCACAAGAGGAAUAGAGAGCGGUGCAAGCAGAAUGAUAUGAAAGAUGGACUUAGAUUAUUUUUUUUUGUUGUUUUUUUUUGUUUUUACAUCUUGCUGUCUUAUUCACUGCAAAUUUUCACAUUUGUGCUUUGUAUUAUCAGAGUAUACAAUAAACUGAUUUAUAUACA